GUUCCAUGUUCGCUAGGCAAGUACCUCGUCGCACUUCUCCAUGGGCACUCUAUUCUCCUCCCUUCCACGCUGAACAGGAAUCGCGAAACCAAAGAGGCAGUGGAAUCGCCGGCAAUUUUUUUCUGGCCCCCCCUCCCCCAGUAUCGGCAUCCCGUAUCGAUAAAUAUAACCCUUACGCAAUACUCGGGGCGACUCCAGUCAAGAGUUACUGGCUUUGCCGGUCGAGACCCAGAGAGGUACUCGAACAUCUAUUUGGACUACGCUGCCUCACGCUAGCUCAUCGUUCCGUCCAACGUCAGAAUUCUACCCAGGGUGUCAAUGAAGGAGAGGACGACGAUUGCCAACACGCCGCCGACUGCUGCUACGAGUACCGCCAGACCGCCGCGGUGAACCGCCCAUUUUUGCGACGCCGACUCGCUCUAUCGAUCGAACACGAAUGCGAAAAGGCCUUGGUGACGAUAAGGCCGCAAGGAACACACACCACUACCCCUCCUUCUGUCUCCGAGUAGAUGCCCAUAAGCCAGGCCGACGCCGCGAUGUCGAACGGCCAGGAUGUUCACGCCCACCCGCCGGCGACGUCCCUGAAGAAGGGCAAGCAGAAGAAGGCUGUUGACUCGAACGAGUCGGCGAAGCUGCUCGCGCAGCGUAUUACGCAGUUGGAACAGGAGUCGGCCGGAGAGAAGGACCAGGAAGCUGAGAUUGGUGCGUACCGCCUCCCAUCGUGCCAUUUCCCUUCCCGGGCGGGCCGAAUCAAGUAUGUCGCGUGAGCGUCGGUUUCACGACCUAUGUAUGGGGUGAGGGGUCGUUUGUCAGCCCCGUUGCAAAACCCAUACUCGCAAUCUUUAAAGAGCCCAAUCAUGAA
Messenger RNA from Colletotrichum navitas, 862 nucleotides. RefSeq lists its product as uncharacterized. NCBI's taxonomy places the organism in Eukaryota, Fungi, Ascomycota, Sordariomycetes, Glomerellales, Glomerellaceae. Bases 6 to 509 code for a protein of 167 amino acids. The record is from RefSeq and is a predicted model, not a curated record. The transcript is spliced from 2 exons.